AAUGCUAUGUAUACUCUCCACCGUUACACCCUCCACUACCACCUUACAUUUCGUUACCUCUCCGUUAACUCCCAAACCCACGUAACCCAGUCCUUUCUUUCUUUCUCUCCUUUUCUAUCUAUGCCGUUCCAGUUGAUUCUCGGACAUCUUCGAUUGUUCCCCUGUUUUCUCAAAUGGUCCAUCGCUGUCACGAUGCUUUUCCAUUUCUCGUGGGUCGCAGGAGUAGGAGCAGAGAUAGAGCAAUCAUCAAUUGAAACAGUGGAGAGAGAAGCAUCAAACCCAGAAGCAGAUCUGGCGGAAUCAUCAGACCCAGAAGCAGGGGACAUGGCGUUACAGGGCGAUGGUGGCGAAAGCAGAUCUGUUGGAGGUCGGUUCGAAGGAACCCAGGCUGCUGAAGUUGUACAGUGUGUUCCUCAAGUUCCUGUUGAAGCAUCGUUUGUAGAACCAGAUCCAAAAGCCAGCGGAUGAGACCGCCAACCCUUUCGGUGUCACAACCAGAUCCGAAGAGUCGGUGGCCGCCUCGAACCCUUCUUUUACAGAUGACGUCGCCACCAAGGAUAUCCAUAUCGACUCAUUGACAUCACUGUCUACCCGGAUCUUCCAACCUGAAUCUGCUCUAUCUCCACCGGAGCUACCGGAGCCGAAAUCCAGAUGUAGAUCCUUUCAGUCUGAUAACAACUAUUUGAAUUCGAGGAGAAAUAGUUACCAGCCUCGAAAUUUGGGGUCACGAGAGAAGAAGUGAGGAUGAUGAACAGCAAGGGCUGGGUUGGGUUAGGUAACUUUAGAGUUAACGGAAAGUAAUGAGGGUGUAACAGAGUGUGAAACAGGGGUUGAUGUAUCAGCGUCCACUAACUUAUUGUGCUUCCCCUCAUUUUUUCUUCCAAACCGUAAAAUGAGGUUCUCCAUGUAUAGGCAAAACUCGAUAUUAAGCCCUCAGACUUAUCCCAUAUUAAUGUGUAAGCCCCCAUGCUAAAAAUUGUGCGACCGGCAAAGCCCCCAAGCCCGACAGCCCCCCCAUGAAGAAAGAAACCGGUAAGAAGCUUGGAUUUUUCCCUUCUUUUCUUGUUCAAGAACAAGAUUGGAACCCAGAAAUCUCUCCCCUCUGCUGGAAAAUCCGGAUCUGCCCUGCUCUGCUUUGUCCUUCCGCCGGCUGCUCUUGAUUGUGGGUGAUUUCUGGGCCAUUUUUUCGGUAAGAACAGCCCCUAAUUCCUUUGUUCUUCCUUGAUUUGGGCUUGGGUUACUCUAAUUUGUGCUUUUGGUUCUUGAAUUUUGGGUAAACCCGUGAGCUUUCCCUGCACUUGCCGCGGGCCUCUUCCCCAACUGCAGCUCCGGUUUUAGCUGGAGAAUUCUGGAAGCGAAACCGAGGACGGGGAAAUCGAGGAAAGUGACGAGUUAGGAGGCUAGCCAUUUCGAGAUUGAUAUAGAAUUUAGAUAUAGAUCAUGAUCUUGUAAACUGGAUUUUAAUUGGAGAUUUUAUAAAUUCAUUGAAUAGAU
This is a messenger RNA of Rubroshorea leprosula, 1494 nucleotides long. The record is from the annotation of a GenBank genome assembly. NCBI's taxonomy places the organism in Eukaryota, Viridiplantae, Streptophyta, Magnoliopsida, Malvales, Dipterocarpaceae.